Molecule: messenger RNA, 2532 nt
Organism: Symbiodinium sp. CCMP2456
Lineage: Eukaryota; Dinophyceae; Suessiales; Symbiodiniaceae
Source: the annotation of a GenBank genome assembly
AUGCUUCAAUACAUCCCCCCCCCCAAUACCUUACACUGGGGCCCCUCACAAGGUCGCAGCCACAAGCCAUUGCAUGGGCUCGUCAGGACGCGUGUCAUUUACGACCAGUCCACCUUGCCACGGCCGCAUGAGGUUCAGACCGUCCUUGCGACACCCCCACGGCAGCUGAGAAGUCCAGCUGCCGUCUAUGCCACGCCUUUGCUGCCUGGCCAGGCAACGCCACCACAGCCGCAGCGCGGACGGCUUCGAGAGACCGCUCCGGUCUAUGCGCGACAGGAGAUCUCGGCGGCCUCCUCGGCGACACCUCCGCAGCCGCACCCCUAUGUGCGAACGGCCGUCUCUGCCAGGGAGCCCAGCAAUGCCUUGGCUCCUCUCGCUUCCCUCUCUGAAGCAGGUGAGGUCUUUCGCUCCGAUGCAUUUCCACUGGGCCUUGCGGCAGGCUAUGUCGACACUGGUGGAACCGCUGACUUCGCCGCGGGCAGUCUCUGCCUCACCAGCGAAGGGCGUGAGGCUGUGUCAAGCGGGGACACGCCUUACAAGUUUACCGUGAGGCCUUCUGAGCUCCAAGCUUAUCUGAAGUAUCAUGGGACUAAGUAUUACGGUCAUAUGCGGGUUUAUCCUGGGUAUGGCGGAUGCAGUGGAGUGCACAAAGAAGCGGCCUCUUUUGGCACUGCGCGCCUCGGUGCCAUCCAUGCGCCGCGGCUGUGGAAGAUCUGCGCCGGCGAGGGAUUCUCGACGCCUGGCGAGAUUGCUGCAGGCCAGAGGGCUUCGUACCAGUGGUCAGUCGUGCAGAGGCGUUCUCGGAUCUCCGAGCCAAGCCAUGGUGCAAAUGCCGCGAUCGAAUCAGGGAUCUGGAUCCGGCAGCUGCAGAAGCGGCAGAGCCUGCCUCUGAGUCGCCACGCUUUUGCGGCCCUGGCAGCCUACAGCCAGAAGCAACAGCGGAAAGAGCAGCAGCGGCGCCUGGCGGUGAAGUGCCGCCGGCGUAUCCUUCUCCGUCAGGCCUGGUCCUGCUUUCUGUCAGGAGCGGCCAGGGCCGAGCAGAGGCAUCGUCAAUGUAUAGCCCUGGAGAAAAGUCAUGCAGAUGCCCUGUCACGCAGAUGCCUGGCAGCCUGGCUUGCCUUCGCCCGCCCCGGUUGCUACAAUCAGGCCUGCCAGCAUCGCCCGCGCUGGUUGCAACGCCAGGUGCUGAGGCAUCUGCGAAGCUAUGCCGAUCUGCGCCGCUCCAAGCGCAGCAGGGCCGCCAUGGCAGCAGAGCAGCUGCGGAAACAGGCCGCCCGGCGCGCGCUGCGCCGGGUGCUGGGCCGCUUCCGAGAGAACCAUCAGCGCAGGGCUGAGCAGAUGCAUUUGGCGAGCCGAUGCCGUCCGCUCGCCGCAGCCUUGGCCGCCAACGCCCGUCGUCGAGCCCUCCGAAGGUGGCAAGAGAAGCUGAAGGAACGCUCUGCGCGAAGGCAUGGUUUGGCGGCGGCUACCCAGCUUCGCGAGCGCAGACUGCUGCAGUGUACCUGCUCCGCCCUCCUGUGCUUCUUCCAGACAGCACGGCAGCAGCGCGUUGCGGUGGCCUGCUUUGUAGCCGCCAGGGCCGAGGAGGCCGCGAGAUAUUGGCUGCACCAGUGGCAUUCGGCGGUCGGCAAGUGGCGCCAGGAGCAAGUGAAAGAGACGGAGGCCAUCAUGCAUUGGUACCUCAUCCUGGCAGCAUCUGCGCUGUGCCACUGGCAGCGCUGGCUGCAGAAGCGGCAGCGGAAGAAGCAGCGCCAGGCCGUGGGAAGGAAAGGCAUGCUUGAUGCUGGUACAACCACGCUGAUGCUGUCUGGCCUUCCAAGCAAGCUCAAUCGAAGCAUGCUCCUGCAGUUGUUGAAUGCCGAAGGUGCUGGGAGGUACGAUCUUGUGCAUGUGCCGUACGACACAAUUGCUAAUCGGCCUAUGUCCGUGGCGAUUGUCAAUUUCACCGACUACACGAGUGCCAACAAAGUGCAUGACUUCUUCAAGAUCUUGCAGAAGGAAGCCGGCUGGAGUUUGCAUGUGGUUCCUGCAGCAGUGCAGGGCUUGGCAGCAAAUCUGGCCUUCAUCGUGGCAAGCUCCAGCAUUGGCUUUGCAGCCAUGUCGGAGCCCUCCGGGCCCUUGAUCUUCACGGAUGGUGUGCAGGUGGCCGACUCAAUCGCGUUCGCAGCCUGCUGCAUUCCUCCCACCUUGCUGGUGGAAGCUAGGAGACUGAUCGAUGUCGAUGCGCGCAUUGCUUCUGAGUUCGGCCUGGCGGAGUGUGCAAGCGGAAGCGCAAGUACGGCAAGUACGGCAAGUAUCGAGGAACCUAUGGCCGGUCGCUCAUUUCCGCACGGUCUCGAGAAUUCAGAGUCCGAGGCAUGGCUCUGGGACGUGGUGGAUCCAGGUGCAAAAGUCUUGGCGGCAGUCCUCUCGGGUGGCAACCUUGGGGUUUCGACCAUAUCCCGCAGAGGCCAGGAAGUGUGCAAACAGAACAUGCUUGCUGAGGCAGCUUCCUUUUGCCAGUUUCGCCACCGCCUGAUCUUCAAUUUGUAA